CCUAUCAGGUCCGGUUCGGUUCUCCUAUGAUUAUUUAUAUACCUGUCUCUCGCGCUCUGUUAGGGUUUCUUACGGCGUCGGCGGCUAGGGUUUCUGCUGCAGCCCUAGUGUUUGCGAGGGCUCGAAUCGAGGUUUUCUCAUGGCUCCGCCGCAGCCGAACACUGGGCUCUUCGUGGGGCUCAACAAGGGGCACGUCGUCACCAAGCGCGAGAUCCCCCCUCGCCCUUCUAGCAGAAAAGGGAAAACCAGCAAGAGGGUGCAUUUGGUGAGGAACUUGAUCAGGGAAGUUGCCGGGUUUGCGCCGUAUGAGAAGCGUAUCACUGAGCUUCUCAAAGUUGGGAAAGAUAAGCGCGCACUCAAGGUUGCAAAGAGAAAGCUUGGCACGCAUAAGAGGGCAAAGAAGAAGCGUGAAGAGAUGGCUAAUGUUUUCAGGAAGAUGAGAUCUGGUGGUGUAUCCGAGAAGAAGAAAUGAAAUCCUACAACGGGGCGAGAAGUGAUCUUUGACGAUUCUACAUUGCAUAAUUUUGAUUAGCGGAAUUUAUUUAGACCUUUUGUUAGCGUGUUUGUAGUAGACUCUGCUCUUAUUUGUCUUCGAAUAUUUAAAUUAUUGGUGAUGUGAUAUGCUCUUUUACAAGUUAAGAAUUUUAUCAGGGAAAUUUCAUGGUUUUUGCCUUUUGGAUCA
This is a messenger RNA of Ananas comosus (pineapple), 682 nucleotides long. RefSeq names its product 60S ribosomal protein L36-3-like. Gene Ontology annotation, cellular component: ribosome; cytosolic large ribosomal subunit. The transcript is spliced from 4 exons. NCBI's taxonomy places the organism in Eukaryota, Viridiplantae, Streptophyta, Magnoliopsida, Poales, Bromeliaceae. Gene Ontology annotation, biological process: cytoplasmic translation. The coding region runs from base 140 to 472 and encodes 110 amino acids. Gene Ontology annotation, molecular function: structural constituent of ribosome. The record is from RefSeq and is a predicted model, not a curated record.